GUUAAGUUAAGUUGUACUAAGUGUAAUCCAAAGCUUCUUGCUCAUUGAUUUAAGCUCCAACAAAUUUGUUUUCAGAUAGUUUGCUACGAAAUUAGCAUCCUUAAUGUGGGAUUAUCAUAAAAGGUCUCCUCCGAUUCUCGCAAGCAACUCGAGAGACUAUUGGAGCAGCACAGAACGCAGACCACAAUCGCCAGACCAAAUGGAGCCCGAAUUCGCAAGCCAUCCAUCAAGAACAGGUCAAAGUAGUGGUAUUCUGGCACACCGGAUUACAUGCGAGAGGGGCGAGGAUGGAAGAUCUUUCGGUGGAAGAGGGUGGACACCUGAGCUUGAGAGGCGUCAGGAAUCUGACUCUCGAAGGGAUUCAUUCGACGAUUUGACAUCGGCAGGAGAUCGAUAUAUCAACGACAUCCGAGCAUCUGUGACUGGCAGAAACGAUAGCCCUGCACGUAGACGCCCAGUACUCUCCAGAUCUAGAUCGCGAAGCCGAAACAAUGGCAGCCGAGGUGUGUCGAAGAGAUCUCGAAGUCGUUCCCGCAACAGAGGCAGCGAUCGGAGCUCAGUGCGCAGUGAGUCAUCCAGGAAGAGCUCUUCACGUAUAUCUAGGCCUCACAAGUCACGGGAGAGGGAACGGGAGACAUCUGAUGCCUCACUGCUGAUCCCAUCUUACCUGAAACAGACACCUACCAAGACUGUGUUUCUCAAAGAUCUGUCCAAAUAUUGCACAGAAGAAGAUAUUCGUCAAGAAGUGGAAGCAUUUGGAGCUCCUAUCAAGGACAUCACGAUUGAACAGAAGAACAGUUCACGGGGUAGCCGAGAGAGCAGCUCGUCUAGAAGCCGAGGCGCCCCUACAUCUAGCGGGGCAUAUUUGCAGUUUUUGCGCCUCGAAGACGCCCAGAGGUGGAUGGAGCAGUCUCAGGGAAAAUUAAGAGUUUGCGGAGAGUGGGUUGAGAUGUCCUAUUCGGAUCCGAAGUCGUCUCCGGCAACAGUCGGAGCAGCUCGCCGUUCGUCACGAGAAAGAGGCGACUCCUCACGACGUCGGGACAAGCGAAGUCGUUCCUCGAGUCGCAGCAGACGAAAGAAGUCACCGCGUUCGACACGCCGAAGUCGCAGUAAGAGCAAGUCCUUUUCAAGGUCAAGGCGCAAUCGGUCAAGAGAUCGUUCGGCUAGACGAGACAGAGAUGACUAUGAAGACAGAGACAGUGAUCGAGAGAGGUCACGAAGAACACUGGCCAAAGAGUGGGAUUGCUUCAAUUGCAAUGGGCGAAACUACCCAAGACGAAGCGAGUGCUACCGCUGUGCGAUGUCGCGUGAAGAGUCCGAAAGAUCUCUGUCCGACCUCUCUCUUCAGCAAAUUAGCACAAGGCCCACGAAAUACUUGAUUAUCCGUGAGCUUGAUGCUUUGACAUCUGACGAGACCCUACAGAUUACAUUGAGUCGUUUGUCGCCAGUGUUUAUCAAGCAGUCCUACAUCUCGCGUGAUCCAUUACUGCAAGUGUCCAACUGUUAUGCGUAUGUGGAACUUAACAACGAAGCAGACGCGGAGAAGCUGAAGAAUCAUCUGCAGGCCAAGAAUUUCACAGUCGAUAACAAGAAAGUUACUCUCUUUUUCUCCAAGUCAUGUGGAGACGAAACUGUGCGAGGAGUUAAAAACACCAAUCCGCCCAGCCUCUACAACGAACCCAAGGUGACCACAGUAAUCCAAAAACCCAAAGAGGAAGAUCUCACUCACAAUCCUCUUGCUCAACCUGCCUCUGUCCCCACCCAACCUCACUCUCACCUCUAUCCAAGUCAAGUAUCUGCAAGUUCCGUGGCAGCAGCUGCUGCUGCACCACAAGUGACCCGAACUGUGAAUGUCAAUGGCCAGCUUUACCCUGUCUUCCCUGUUCCAAACACUGCACUCUAUGUGUAUGAUGCGAACUCAGGCUACUAUUAUGACCACCAGACUAUGUUAUACUAUGAUGCUAAUACUAAGUAUUACUACAAUUCAACCACGCAGAAGUUCCUCUACUGGGACGGACACUACUCCACUUAUUUGCCACUUCCCACCGACACUCAACAACAACAACAACAGUCAGUUUCAGCCAAUGGGAAUCAAGAUCAGUCGCCGACCAAUCAGAACUCGAGUGGAGACCAAAGUUCUCAGAAAGUGACACUGGACGAUAACAGAGGCAGUGUCAGCUUCACAAUUGGAGGAGGUGCGAAGGGCGGAGAAUCGAAUAAGAAGAAUGAUAAAAACAAAACUGCCAAACAAGUUCGAGAAGACAUGGAACGUUGGACAAAAAGUGUGAAUUCACUUAGAAGAGCAGAGAGCAACCGCGCAUUCCCCGUACAAAAUACAUCUUCCGAACAACCUAAUCUAGCGAGUGGGGCUAACUCCAAUGCGGAGAGUUCGUCAUCGUGGGGCUCGUCCGGAUCCCAACAUACAGGAACUGCCGAUGUUGCGUUUGCUGCGCUGGAACGAAGAAACAUGCUGGAGAUAGGACUGGACAAAAAUUUGAAUGGAAAUAGUGUAGACAACAAUUCCGAAUUCAAACGAGUGCUACUUGAUGCCAAGCCAGCCACAGCUUUGAACCCGAUCGGAACAUUCGGUCACAACGACGACACCUCCGCAAUAUCACAGCCUCAAAACCCAUCUGCCAGUCAGUACUACACCAACCCUAACCCUCCAGCCCCACCGCAGACAUCGAUGAGUCGUCCAGGAGCAGUGAAAGCUACUCUGGCUUCAGAGGAAGUGAGGCUAACAGACUGGGUUAAACUGGCUUGCCUGUUGUGCAAACGGCAGUUCAAAGACAGCGAGACUCUAAUCAAACACCAGAAGAUGUCUGAUCUUCACAAGUCCAAUAUGGAGCAACACAUGAAGAAAAUGGAAUCCUCGGAAGAUGACUCGACCUUUCUUCAAUCGUCCAGUUCAAGUGCAAAUAACCCAAACAACGAAGAUGAAUAUGACUCCUUGUCAUCCAUGUUCCAGUACAGAGACAGAGCGAAAGAGAGACGAGAGAAACAUGGUAUCUCUGCGCCUCCUUUGCGAGAGUACGAGAAGGCUUAUUCUUCGGCGUCAUCAUCGUCCGCAAAGUCGAAACCAGAAGAGCCACUCGGAACCACGAAUGUCGGCAACAAAUUGCUUAAAGGAAUGGGAUGGAAAGAGGGCGAGGGGCUGGGCAAGUCGAAGCAAGGGAUUACGGCACCAAUCAAGGCUUCCGGGCGAGAUUCGAUGGCUGGGCUGGGCGCAGUCAGCUAUACGAGAGACCCUAACAAGAGCUAUGCCGAAAAUGCACGACAUGCUUUACUCAGUCGCGUCAAAGGCGAUACCUGAUAUCUGGUUAUCCUCUCCAAAUUCCUCAAAUGUUGUUAUCUUUGCUCAUUUUAGUAGUGAACUCAAACUCUUUUCGACAUAAAGCUUAUUAAUUUGAAUAGUAUUGCUCGUAAUUAUUGUUUCUAUGAAAACCUUAUCUGUUUAAUUCUUAAGUCAAUUUUGAUGUCUUGAAAUUUAUUCUCAUAUAGA
Symsagittifera roscoffensis is the source of this 3502-nucleotide messenger RNA. RefSeq names its product RNA-binding protein 5-like. NCBI's taxonomy places the organism in Eukaryota, Metazoa, Xenacoelomorpha, Acoela, Convolutidae. The transcript is spliced from 16 exons. Gene Ontology annotation, biological process: mRNA splicing, via spliceosome. The coding region runs from base 104 to 3313 and encodes 1069 amino acids. Gene Ontology annotation, molecular function: RNA binding. Gene Ontology annotation, cellular component: nucleus. The record is from RefSeq and is a predicted model, not a curated record.